GUGAUGGUUGCAGGAAGAGGAGCAGUCAGGAAAGGCAGACAUCGGCGGCAGGGUCUAACUUGAAACUUGAAAUAGUUUCAUAGUUUUGUUCGAGAUGGAAGGGAUGGAGUUCAACCCAGGGAUGAUCAUGCUUGGAGGAUAUGCGGCGGCGCAUAUGGCUCAUGGACUCCAUGAUUUCUUUGAUUUUCCAGGCUCCCUGAUCCAAGGGUUAUUUGGCCCCAAGACAUAUCGUGGUGCGGUGGAGAUGUCACGACCGUACGUUGAUGCGAACCUUGCAGCGAUCAGGGCGGCGAAUCCAUCCAAGGAGAAGACUAGCUGGAGGCAGUCUGCUAAGAGUCCUAAGAGGGGUGCACAACAAGCCAAGGAUGAAGUCAUUCCGGACAUCGCACCAUAAGUUAUUUUUUAGCAACAUCCCCCCAAGUUCCGAACAUUCCACGCUAACUUAUUUUUAGCAACAUCACGUCAAGAUUGAAUAAACAACAGCAGACGGACACAGACGUAGAUUUUCCUGCUAUGGUGUCAAAGUGCGAUGGAAAUGUUCCAACCACGGUGGAGACCUUGUUUAUUGAUUGUUAUAUGUCGUUGUUAUAUAUUGCUGGUUGCUGCUUGCUGCUUCAGGGAGUGAAUGUGUGUAAACCACCAGUCUACUGAUGCAACAAUUCCACCAUUAUGACAAACAAGUUGGCUUAAACCACCAGUACUUCACCCAUACAUAGGCCGCAGCAAAAAAAUAGAGCCGAGGUGUUUCCUCUUGAAUGAAUUUGGACCGGAACCGCCCGGCCAGUGUGGUGCACCGCUCGUAUACAGCCGCGACUUUCAGAAGUACUGGUGGUUUAACUGAGGAAGAGCAGCCGCACUUCCUGUCUCUGUCAUGACUCAUAUCACUGAUAGGGCACGUUCAAAUGGCCACUUCUCGUGUACUUUUUCCAUGUGUCUUGAGAGACUACUGAUCAUAUCACAAGUGAAUGAUGACAAACAAGUUCAUUCAACUGUGGAAGCAGAGCCCCACUUCCCGUUUGCACAAUGGCUCAUGUCGCAAGUCAACUCGAUCCAAUGGGCAGUUCUCUUGUAGGUUUUCAUUGUUAUUUUAUUCCAUCUCAUUUUAUCUAAAUCAUGAGUAUGAUGGACCCUAUUUUGUUUAAACCACCACUACCUCUGACCCUGUUUUUACCGACCCUGAGUUUCACUGCGCACCGAGUUUUGCCGAGCCAGGGUUCAAUUGUAUUUUCUUUUCUGGUACUCACGGCAGUUACAUCCUAGGCUACCAGAGUGGGCCGGGGUCACUUGCCCGCCCGGGCCAAAAAAAAUUCAAAAAAUAAAAUAUUAAAAAAAUAUAUAUGUGAGGAUCAGGGUCCUCGGUAGGCCUAUGGGGCCCUGUUUACAGCAUUGCCCGCCCUAAGUGAAGGCGGAGGUGCCUGCCCUAAGUGAAGGCGGGCCUGACAUAUCGCAAGAGGCCCUCGACUGUCAAUUUUAUAUUUGGGGUCCAGGCAGUUGCGACGCGCCAGUUGGUUGAGAAAAACUCAGGCCGGGCAACAAAGACAUUUCCACGGCCUUCAGGGCUUGUCCAAAGAAUGCAGGCCCUGGGCGUGAUUCCCAGCCUCAUACAGAGACAGUUGGGCGCCCAACCGAAGGAGGCCCAGCAGCCCAGUAACUGCUGUACACAGGCAGCCUCUUGGGGCCUUCCGGAAUCUUCUGGGCCCAGGCCAGUGCAGCCAGGCUGCGCGAGCAGGCCAGCUCUUUCCAUAAAGGAAAGAGCUCUCCCCUGGCAGCCUCAUUCAGGCACUUGCAUGCUAGCGGCAGCGCUGCUGGAGCAAGAGCUCGCGGCUGCCGGCUGGCGCUGAGAGGCGAGGUGCAGCACAUGUGGUCGUGCAGGGAAGAAGGGCGCUGCUGUGGGCAGUGCCAUAGCACAGCCACCAUAGCUGGUGGGGCUUGGACUACAGUGAGGCGCAGGGGUGGUCUUCUGGUGUAAGAGAGGACAGGUGUGGGUGUAAAGUCAGGGAAGGGUGAAGGAUGAUAAUGAUGAUGAUGUGAGGGCACUUACCUUGUAUUGGCGAUGGUCUGCAUGGGCGACAUCUUCAAGUACUUCGGGUUGCCGCUGAUGCCAACAGUUGCAUUGUCAAUUAGUAGGCUGUAGUAGCUGUGUAGGAGUAGGCUGGGCGCUGAGCGCCAAGCAGGAGAGUGAAGGGACUCGACUCUUGUGUUGGUGUGGAGAGAGUAUGCUCUCCUUGACAUUGGUUUUCAGUACUACGAACCUCCAUUGGUGUAUUAUUGGUGCAAUGCUGCUCUCUGGACAUGGUGUGACUAUCUGGCUUUCAAUGU
Chara braunii is the source of this 2319-nucleotide messenger RNA. Lineage: Eukaryota; Viridiplantae; Streptophyta; Charophyceae; Charales; Characeae. The record is from the annotation of a GenBank genome assembly.